AUCGAAGACGCUUGAGGGUAUAGUUUGGUAAAGUUGUUACUCCUGCGCCAUCGCACUUAAGCUUGUGUUCGUGCCCUGGAAUCUUUCAAUAAGACUUUUUCGGGAUAGAUUAAGUAACCAAUCUUGGAUAACACGUUAAUUCGGAGAAUUAUUAUAAAAGCCUCCAACCACUAUGCAGCAUAUCUCUCCCACCAUUCACCGUAACUCGAAAAGAGACCCGUCGUUCUCGCCGACCCCGACACUAGCCGUUUGUUACACUCAAAAGGUGCCAGCUCACCCACUUCCGUACCCGUCCUGCACCCGAUGCCCCCAUUCUACGAAGUAGCUGUUGCCCGUUUUGGACAAUCAUCCUCGAAAGCCAAAUGGGUAAUCGUUGUCGUAUUCACACCAUCUACCCAUUCAUUGGUCUAUCAAAUCGCUGGCUCAGCGGUUGACUACAGCCUCGAAGCACCACAAUCAGUCACACUCAAAGAUGGGGAGAAUGGUUAUUUGGGGAGAGCACCUAUAGGAUUAGUGGACUCCGAGAAUCUACAUCUGCUCCACACCACACUCGCAUCCAUUCCUGUUGUUCGGGGAGAUGCCUCCUGGAGCAGCCACAACUGGGUCAUGGAGGGUAUAGCUGCUCUUCGGAGAGUACAGGGAUAUCACAUCGACAAGCACGUGUCAAUGCAGUGGAUAUCAGAAAAGCUAGGAGGGAAGUAGCUCGGGUCAUGAGUGACCGAGGGAGAGCCCGUUUGCCGUCAUCAAGAUCUCUGAAUGAGGGUGGAGAGGGAUAACUAUAUCGGGGACAUUCAGGGCAAAACACAUAUAGAGGGUGGAAUGAUAAGUGUAUUUUGGGACACUGUAUCAUUGCAGCGGAUUGUACUCCUGUCACAAGUAUUCCAGUAGAGCUUAUCGUGUUCGUCAACGGAGCGUUGGUAUAGGCGUAUACCAUCGACCGUCGUGUUAUUUGGCUUCGUGCCUGCAAGCUAUGUAGGAUAUGCAAUGCGUUAUUGAUGACUGUACAUCGGAUCUUUGCAAGCGGUGCGAAUCAGAAGUGCGCUGGCAAACGCUGUCAAAUUGCCUGACAAAAAUAGUGACUUUGUAAGCACCGACAUUUGUGGCACCGAAGAAUAAAUAACGACACC
Molecule: messenger RNA, 1127 nt
Organism: Suillus fuscotomentosus
Lineage: Eukaryota; Fungi; Basidiomycota; Agaricomycetes; Boletales; Suillaceae
Exons: 2
Coding region: 304-702 (132 amino acids)
Source: RefSeq, a predicted model, not a curated record